UUGUGUGCCUCUAUAUAAAGGCCCCCCGCUUAACACCCCUCUCGUACCACACUAGCCAUCAGUCUACAAGCUGUCUUAUAGUCUAGCAGCAUUCUUCCCCUCCUCCGCCUUGCACCGAGCUUUGUGAACCAGACCAUGAAGAUUGGAGGCCAAGGGAGGCUCAACAGAGCUUUCAGGGAGAAGAGGGCUAGGUUCUACAUCUUCCGCCGCUGCGUCGUCAUGUUGCUUCGAUGGAGCGACUGA
This is a messenger RNA of Lolium rigidum, 243 nucleotides long. Its product is annotated as small polypeptide ROTUNDIFOLIA LIKE 2-like. Gene Ontology annotation, biological process: negative regulation of cell population proliferation. NCBI's taxonomy places the organism in Eukaryota, Viridiplantae, Streptophyta, Magnoliopsida, Poales, Poaceae. The coding region runs from base 136 to 243 and encodes 35 amino acids. The record is from RefSeq and is a predicted model, not a curated record. The transcript has a single exon.